Morone saxatilis (striped sea-bass) is the source of this 948-nucleotide messenger RNA. Its product is annotated as olfactory receptor 6N1-like. The coding region runs from base 1 to 948 and encodes 315 amino acids. Gene Ontology annotation, molecular function: olfactory receptor activity; G protein-coupled receptor activity. The transcript has a single exon. Lineage: Eukaryota; Metazoa; Chordata; Actinopteri; Moronidae. Gene Ontology annotation, cellular component: membrane. Gene Ontology annotation, biological process: G protein-coupled receptor signaling pathway. The record is from RefSeq and is a predicted model, not a curated record.
AUGGAAAACAGCACUAAUCCCCCCUAUUUUAUCCUCACUAUGUUUGUGAACAUAGGCAACUACCGCUACCCAACAUUUGUCUUGUGUUUCCUGUUGUACACUUUUAUUAUCUCAGCCAAUCUUGUCAUAAUAGUGGUAAUAUCAAGAGAGAAAACUUUACAUAAUGACAUAAUGUAUAUUUUUAUUAUGUGUCUUUCUUUUAACUCUCUGUACGGCUCUGCUGGAUUCAUCUUCAGAUUUCUGGGAGACCUUCUGUCUGAUACUCAUUUGAUCUCACGACCGGCUUGUUUCACUCAGAUCUAUGUCAUUUACACCUAUGCGUCUUAUGAGCUCACCCUUUUAGGCAUCAUGGCAUAUGAUCGGUACGUUGCUGUAUGUCAACCUUUAUAUUACCACAACAAAAUGACUUCCAAGCUGGUCUCUAAAUUGGUCUUCUUGGCAGGGCUCUAUCCGACAUUUUCUAUUGCAGUCUGUGUUUAUCUGGCGUUCAGACUUCCACUGUGUGGCAAUAAGAUACCAAAGGUAUUCUGUGCCAACUGGCCUGUUGUGAAAUUGUCAUGUGUCACUACUGUGAUUAAUAACAUGGUUGGCAUGUUUGUGUCUAUAAACACAGUCUUCCUGCCCCUGGCUUUUGUCCUUUAUACGUACGCCCGAAUCUUUCUGGUUUGUAGGAAACGCUCUAAAGAGUUCAAGGGCAAAGUCAUACAAAGCUGUUUGCCACACAUUAUUACGUUUGUCAAUUAUGCCAUUACUGUGUUCUGUGAUGUUGCUCUCAGCAGAAUUGAUCUUGAAGAUAUGAAUCCAUUUCUAGCUGUAAUUUUAUCACUUGAGUUUGUUGUGAUUCCUCCUAUUCUGAAUCCUCUUGUGUACGGCCUGAAGUUACCAGAAAUUAGAAAACUUAUCCUAAGAAUGUUAUGCUCAAAGCCUGACCAACAAAUUAUACCUUAG